CUGCCAGCAGGUCUGGGGGCGGGACCUGAGUCACUCCCUCCGGCCGCCGGGCUCCACCGCUUCCCCGCCGUCCACUUCAGCUUCCUGCCACCUUCCUGUCUUCAGCAUGCCUGGUCCGACCCCCAGUGGCACUAACGUGGGCUCCUCAGGGCGCUCUCCCAGCAAAGCAGUGGCCGCCCGGGCGGCGGGAUCCACAGUCCGGCAGAGGAAAAAUGCCAGCUGCGGAACGAGGAGCGCAGGCCGCACGACCUCAGCAGGCACUGGGGGGAUGUGGCGAUUCUACACAGAAGAUUCACCGGGGCUCAAAGUUGGCCCUGUUCCAGUAUUGGUUAUGAGUCUUCUGUUCAUCGCUUCUGUAUUUAUGUUGCACAUUUGGGGCAAGUACACUCGUUCAUAGAUUCGGCUACAUCCAUCUGUCUGUCAUGUGAAGAAGAAAGGAAAAAAACCCAACAUAUCUUGGACCAAAAGCAUAGUGAUUUUCUGUUCAUGAGAAAGAAAUUUUCUGUAAGCUUACUGUUUUACAGGGAACUUAAUGAAAACUGAUUUUAAGGAAUCAUUUUUUUCCUAUGGCUAAUAAACUUUUUAAUUCAUA
This is a messenger RNA of Balaenoptera ricei (Rice's whale), 592 nucleotides long. It is a transcript of the gene SEC61B, whose product is annotated as SEC61 translocon subunit beta. The coding region runs from base 107 to 397 and encodes 96 amino acids. NCBI's taxonomy places the organism in Eukaryota, Metazoa, Chordata, Mammalia, Artiodactyla, Balaenopteridae. Gene Ontology annotation, biological process: intracellular protein transport. The record is from RefSeq and is a predicted model, not a curated record. Gene Ontology annotation, cellular component: Sec61 translocon complex. The transcript is spliced from 4 exons.